This is a messenger RNA of Nematocida major, 837 nucleotides long. RefSeq lists its product as uncharacterized. Lineage: Eukaryota; Fungi; Microsporidia. The transcript has a single exon. The record is from RefSeq and is a predicted model, not a curated record. The coding region runs from base 1 to 837 and encodes 278 amino acids.
AUGAAUUGGGGAAAUACCAAAAUAAGUCUGCAGGAGAGCGCAAAAUACAGUAGCGUUAUAGAGCCUGAAUGGUCUGCGGCCGGGGACUCUAUUAAAGGCCUUUUAUUGGGAAUGUCUGCGGCGCCUCUGCUGCUAGUUUCAGUUUACUUUUUUAAAGCAAGCCCCAGAUUUUUCUCAAGAGAGCACGGGAUUUCUCUUCUGGCAUACAUAUCGUCGUCGUUCCUUGCGGCCCUGGGGGUUAUUUUAUAUGGCCUUCCCAUUGUGAUAACAUCGUUCCAAAUACUGCCUAUGCUGAACCAAGUCUUUGUUGCGUCAUUUACGUUUUCGCUGCAGUCUGCAGGCGCAAUAUUCCUCACGGUUCUGAGCAUAUACUUUUCCAUGGUUGGAUACCAAAAAAGCGAGCAGACCUCCUCGGUCAGCUGGCUUUCUUUGGUCCUUUUUCUGGCCGUGCUGGCGCUGGCAAUACUAAAGCUCACCAUGCACGGGGAGAGAGUAGGGCGGCACCUAAGUUUGGAGAAGCUUUCAGACCUAAUGUGCAUGUUGGUUCUUUCUGCAGAAUCCGCCAUAGGAUUUGGGGCGCUUUGUGCAUUUGCGUACAUAUUCAAUCUUUUUCUGCCUGCCGUUGCUCUUAUUACAAGCAUGUCUUUCCUGCUGGCCAUGGAGAAGGCGCUCUACUACUAUCCAGCCACUGCUGUGAUACCCGUCUUUACCGUGUUUCUUCGUGUAUUUGGCGCCAUUUUUUCUAUGCAAAUGUUCACAAACGCAUUCAACCCAGCUGUGGCCCUUUCACUGAUUUUGGGCGCCAUAUCCUCUCUUUUUCCAUUAAUAUUAGCAUAG